Molecule: messenger RNA, 1377 nt
Organism: Punica granatum (pomegranate)
Lineage: Eukaryota; Viridiplantae; Streptophyta; Magnoliopsida; Myrtales; Lythraceae
Source: RefSeq, a predicted model, not a curated record
GAUUAGGCAGAACAAAUGUUGGAGGACGACAUGAGGAAAACGCCCCUACGAGACCUCCAAAUUACGAAUAUACCCCCCGUUUUAUCCGAUUUGAAGAUUGCAGCCCAGAGCGAGAGAGCUGAAGCUAAGACCUACUGCUGCUGCUCGAACGGCAAAUCGGAAAUGUCUCGACGGGAAGAUCGGGACUCCGACCCCAAACGGCGUCGGUCGCGGUUCGACCGUGAGCCCAGUCCUAAGAGGUCCAGGAGGGAUGGGAAAUCGAUGACAGGGAGAGAACCUAGUGACCGUAAUGCAGGUCCCAGAGAGCAUGUGGAACAGGAUGAGAAGCACCGCCGCAGACUGCAGGACCCACUGCCACUCGAGGCACCUCCUAGCACAAACGCUAAAGUGGAUAGUGAACCUACAAGCAAGGAGUCACCGAAGAAAGGUCACGGCAACUCUGAGGGCACUAAGCCCUCUUCUGGUCCAACUGAAGUGCCUCGGUCGAGAUCUUACUUUCAGCACGACGAGCGUAAUAUCGCUGGCUCUGGUGGUCGAAGCUCCAGUCGCAGAUCAACUUCUGAUCGUGGAUGGUGGAAAGAUACAAGGGAUCAGCACGUAAAGGCAUCAGAUAGGACAAUGACUAACGAUUCAAGAAGAGAUGAUGGUUCACGUAGAGGAGAUGAUGAUGCCAGUGUGUGGCGCCACGAUGGGUUUUACGAGAUGGAGGCUAAUCCUAACCCACCACAUCCACCACCAGCACUAGGAGCCCGUAAGAGGCCUGCAUUUCGAGAGCAAAAAGUUCCCACAGAAGCCCAAGAUGUUCAUAAAUCGAAAACAGAGGCUGUUGGGCCGACCAGUACCGGCUACUCCAAUGAGAGGAAAGAGGGGAGAAGCCGUUACUCAAACCACAGGGAAAGACCUGAAAGGACAUUUGCGCGAGACAGUGCACGGCCAAACAGGAGAGAAGAUUUGAGAGAGGGGUUUGUGCCGAGAGAGAGAUUUGGUGGCGGAAAUAAGAAUAGGGGAAGAGAUACGUCUAAUGGACGGCAGGGUUACUCUCGCUCAGGUAAUAACGAUGUUCGCAUUGAGAAGUGGAAGCACGAUUUGUUUGAUGAGGCCAACAGGAGCCCAUCCCCGAAGAACGAAGAGGACCGGAUUGCCAAGAUUGAAGCUCUCCUGGCAUCAUAGGCUAACCUUCCCCUCCCCUCACAUUGGCCUGCAGAUGUAAUUGAUUGCUUUUGUUUGGAACAAUGUUAGCUGAAGGAGCUUUAUUCUGGAAAUUGUUGCAGCUCUUCAGUUCAGGAACAUACUGCGGCUUCUGUCUCUUGGUUCAUCUACUCUGACUGUAAUGAACUCUUGUUAUGUCAAGUCGAAUUGCUUCAGUUUUUUUUUUUC